Manihot esculenta (cassava) is the source of this 679-nucleotide messenger RNA. RefSeq lists its product as uncharacterized. The transcript has 4 exons. Bases 49 to 426 code for a protein of 125 amino acids. NCBI's taxonomy places the organism in Eukaryota, Viridiplantae, Streptophyta, Magnoliopsida, Malpighiales, Euphorbiaceae. The record is from RefSeq and is a predicted model, not a curated record.
UGUCACAGUUAGGGUUUUGGAGAGGGACACUCGGAGACGGAGGCAUCGAUGGCGAAGUUCAAUGUGGUGCAGAAGAGGAGAAGAGAGCAAGUAGCACAGAGAAAAAGGGAGAUACGUGGAGACCCACUUACUGGGAAGCUCAAUAAUAAGCCUCAGCCUCUCUCUGUCUCUGGCAAGCGCCAACGCAAGCUCCUCAAGAAAUGGCGUAGAGAGCAGAAGGAGGCUAUAGAGAAGGGCCUGGUCACCAUGCAAGAUGUGGAGAUGGCUGCUGCUGAAGGUGAAGAUAAAUCCAAGAAUGCCAGCAAAUCCCAAGCAAAAUUUCAUGUGAAGAAAGCCUUGAAGCUGAAGAAGUUUAAGCGCAGUGGUAAGAAAAAUGGGAAAUCCAAGCCAGCUGCUGAAGCUUCAGUAGACACAAUGGUAGAAUAAUUAGGAGGAGGUGUGGUAUGAUAUGCCAAACCUUGUAAUAUUUCAGGGAGAAUGCAAGUGUAAAAGACCACUGUGCCUUAGGACAUUGCUUUGUAAUUCUAAAAUUGAUUUCAUUUGUAACACUUGAGUCCUUUUCUUUUUGGGUUUGUAUUUCCAUUUACGAGCGUUUAUUGAGAACGCAAGGAUAGAUAGAAGUUAAAGUAAGUUUCAGAGGAUCAAUAGAAUCCGAAAUGCAGGAAAUGAUUGAAUAUUA